Molecule: messenger RNA, 1808 nt
Organism: Daphnia pulicaria
Lineage: Eukaryota; Metazoa; Arthropoda; Branchiopoda; Diplostraca; Daphniidae
Product: armadillo repeat-containing protein 6-like
Exons: 8
Coding region: 148-1548 (466 amino acids)
Biological process (GO): hematopoietic progenitor cell differentiation
Molecular function (GO): protein binding
Source: RefSeq, a predicted model, not a curated record
UUGACAGGACAGACCCCCACUUCAAAUACCGUUUUGUUCACUAAUCACUAGGCCUUGUUCUGUUCUCAACAGAAAUAGAAAGUUCGAAUGCUUCUGCAAUUAAUUAAUUUUCCAAAAUUUAUAAAUCUGUAAGAAUUCAAGUUCGCCAUGGUCAAAGUAAUUACUCAGGAGACUUUUGACACUGUUGUCAAGGAAAAUGUCGAAGAAUUUGGGUUGGAAUUGGAAGAAGCACGGAAAGAUGCUAUACAACAGUUCACUGCUCAGGGUGUUGAUCUCACAAACAUAGUCACCGAUGGACCUGGUGAAGGUGGCCAAACUCACACAAUAGUCGUAACUUUGACAAAUCUGUCCAAGCAGCUUGCAAGUGAGGUACUAGAUGAUGCUGAGGUGUUGAAAUCUCUUGAAGAACUUGAAAAGGAGUGCAAUAUUGAUCUUGCCCACCGGAUCAUGGCUGAAAAGAAUGGAGCAUUCCCCUUGAUUGUCCAAGGCUUGAAGCAUUACCAGAAAAAUUCAGCCUUGCGUGAUCAGUGCCUGAAGACCAUGGCAUCCCUCAUACAGGGAUAUCCAGAUAUAGUUACUCACGAUGGGAUUGAGCUACUCUGCACUGUUUUGGAAGAGGAUUCUUCAUUAAGCACUGUCACUUUAGUGCUGAAUGUGUUUUGCCACAGUUGUCGAAUGCACGAAAAUAAUCGUGAAUCGUUUAUGGCCAACUUUAAAUUGGCGGCUCGAAUUCGUAAACUCCUCGAAUCUCCUCCUACCCGCAAUCAAGCCGAGGUUGUCGUUAAAUGCUGCCAGUUGAUCCGUGCGGUCGUGUCUGAUGAUGACGUCCGUGUCGAAUUUGGACGAGCCCAUGACUACGCGUGCAUGAUAGCAGAACAAGAAAACGGACUAGAGCUGCUCACUUCGCUACUCACGGAAUUUCAAACGGAAAAAACUGUAAUCAGCGAAUUGUUGCCGACCCUGUCGCGUUUGGCUGUUCGUAAUGAAUUUUGCCAAAAAAUCGUUGAACUGGGUGGCCUAGAAUUCGUGAUGGACGUCCUGGCCAAAUAUUACGAAGACAAGGAAUUGGUCGAGAGCAGCUUCUUCCUGAUCAAAUCCCUUGCAGGCAACGACGAUGUAAAGAGGGAGGUCAGCAAAGGCAACGCCGUGCCGUUGAUUGCGGCCGCUCUGGGUCGCCACAAGUGCGUGGCUUCGGUGGCAGAGAUGGGAUGCGCCGCCAUAGCAGCCCUGUGUCUGAGAACUCCCGAUAACGCGGCGGCCUUUGUGGCCAACGGUGUCGGACAGCUGGUGGUGGACAUUCUGAAAACGCACAAACUCAAAGUGGGCGUCGAGAGACAAGCGAGUAUGGCCAUCCGCAACAUCGUGGCGCGUCGGAAGGAUUUGACGACCGUUUUCAUCGAGGCCGGUGUUGAAGAUCUGCUCCAAACGGCAAUGAAGCGCACACAGCGUGCACCCACCGUCGAGAUCAAGGCAGCCUUGCGUGACUUGGGCUGCCAGGUCCAACUGCACGAGGAAUGGACGGGCAAAGGAGCCAGUAUGACCAACUGAAACAAGAAGAAGAUGAGAGAAAAGACAAAGCGGACGUCUAAUAAAAAGUGAUUGCAGAUGAAGAAGAGAGAUCCAUAAUUAUAUCCAACGUUGCAUCGAAAUGGCGGCCGUAACUACCGACUUCUCUAUCGAGCAACAAGAAAAAAAAGGAAUCAAUAAUUUAUGGAAUUUUCUUUUACAACAAGUUUUGAAUAGUUUGUCUGCCUUGAAAACAGAAAAAAAAAACAGGCUUAUGAAUAUAUAUUUAGCCUCUUCAUUCA